GCGCAUGUGCAAAAGGUUCAGCGAUUUCAAAAUGGCUUUACGUGGUGUAGCAUUUAGUAUCAACUCUGUACUUCGGCGUCAGAUUUAUCCACGGUCUUUCGCAUAUGGCGAAAAGAAGUAUUCGGAAAGUGUAUCAUCGAAACCUAAAGCAAGUUCUGGCGCACAAUCUGCAGAGGAGCACCUGAUUUACACUCAGGAACACUUCGCUCUGAAAGAAUCUCUCAAUAAGAUAAUUUCCACAGAGAUUAACCCCUAUGUCGACCAAUGGGAGGAGGAGGCCAUGUUUCCAGCUCACAAGAUCUUUAAGAUCCUAGGAAAUGCAGGAUUUCUUGGGGUUAACAAGCCAAUAGAGUAUGGAGGCCUGGGAUUAGACUAUAGCUACAGUGUGGCUGUGGCAGAGGAGCUGGGUAACAUCUGCUGCGGGGGGAUCCCAAUGGCCAUCGGGGUGCAGACAGACAUGGCCACGCCUGCCCUGGCCAGGUUUGGCUCCGCAGAGCUGAAGAAUGAGUUUCUGAAGCCCUCCAUUACGGGAGAUAAAGUGGCCUGUCUGGGAGUAAGCGAGGUUGGAGCUGGCUCAGAUGUAGCAAGCAUCAAGACAAAAGCUGUGAGGAAAGGGGAUGACCUCGUCAUUAAUGGCGGGAAGAUGUGGACAACAACCGGGACCCAAGCCGACUGGAUGUGCCUCCUGGCCAACACCAGUGACGGACCUCCACACAAGAACAAGUCUCUCAUCUGCUUGCCGAUGAACCUGCCUGGAAUUCACAUUGCCCGGAAAAUCAACAAGAUGGGAAUGAGGUCAUCUGACACAGCGGAGGUGUUUUUCGAUGACGUGCGCAUCCCGUACAAGAACAUCAUCGGCCAGGAGGGACUGGGAUUCACAUAUCAGAUGCUGCAGUUUCAGGAGGAGCGACUCUGGGGCGUAGCCAACAUUUUGACCACGAUGGACAAUAUAAUCCAGGAAACCAUCGAGUACACGGGACAGAGGCAGAUAUUCAAGAAGCCUGUGCUGCACCACCAAGUGGUGCAUUUCCGCCUGGCGGAGCUGGAGACGGAGGUGGAGCUGCUGCGGUCGCUCCUGCACCGGGCGACAGCUUUGUAUAUAAAAGGAAAUGACGUGACCAAGUUGGCCUCCAUGGCCAAGCUGAAGGCGGGUCGCCUGGCUCGGGAACUCAGCGACAGCUGCCUGCAGUUCUGGGGGGGCAUGGGCUACACAAGCGAUGUCCUCGUCAGCAGGUUCUACAGGGACUCCAGACUAAUGUCCAUUGGGGCAGGAGCGGAUGAAGUAAUGCUGUCCAUUAUCUGCAAGUACAUGGACACGCUGCCCAGGAAGUGAUGUCAUGGCGACGGAAAAAAUGAAGAUUGUUCUGACCAAGCUGGAAAGAUUUCAUCCGAAAAUAAAUUCAUUUAGUAGUACUUAAUAUGGUCACUCUAUUAAAAUACUAUUUUGAAUGCAACAGCUAUUUAAUAUAAAUGUACCUAUAAUUGUAUGUAAACUGAAUAAUUUAGUUAUCGCCAGGUUUAGUUUUUAUUUUAAUUAUGUAUGGCCUGUAAUAAAAUUAUUAAUUUUGCAACAAA
Messenger RNA from Brienomyrus brachyistius, 1575 nucleotides. RefSeq lists its product as uncharacterized. The coding region runs from base 5 to 1333 and encodes 442 amino acids. The transcript is spliced from 9 exons. Gene Ontology annotation, biological process: fatty acid beta-oxidation using acyl-CoA dehydrogenase. NCBI's taxonomy places the organism in Eukaryota, Metazoa, Chordata, Actinopteri, Osteoglossiformes, Mormyridae. Gene Ontology annotation, molecular function: acyl-CoA dehydrogenase activity; flavin adenine dinucleotide binding. The record is from RefSeq and is a predicted model, not a curated record.